This is a messenger RNA of Caenorhabditis angaria, 4070 nucleotides long. NCBI's taxonomy places the organism in Eukaryota, Metazoa, Nematoda, Chromadorea, Rhabditida, Rhabditidae. The record is from the annotation of a GenBank genome assembly.
AUGAGAAAUUUGCAGCUUCUUGCUGCAUUUUUCCUAUUUUUCGGAUCCAUUGAUUCUCUAAGUUCACUUCGAAAAGUUUACCCGGAAUCGAUUCGACGAAUCCAGAAAGCUAUCGUAACAUCUGAUCGUGAUGCUCUGCAAGAUCUUUUCACCUCAGACUUCAAAUUGAUUCUGGGAUAUAAGAAUGUGAGUGCUGAUGGGAUGGUUGAUUGGCUUUUGGAUCGGAACAAUCACACAACCUUGCAUAGAUUGGUUCUUGUUGAUAAUCCAGAUUUUUAUACUGCAACCUUGUCCUUCCAACGAACCGCAAUCCAACUAAUUUUCUAUGUUCAUAAAGAGAAUGGAAAGAUCUACGAGGCAACAAUGCAAACCUUCCGAGUUCCAACACCAACAUCUACAUCUUCAACUCCAAAAGAUCUGAGGGACUUUUAUGAGGAUCUUGUCAGCGCUGUCAAGGAGAAGAAGAUGGAUAGAGUUGAAGAAUUGUUGGGGUAUGGAUAUGCAACAAACAUCGGAGAUGAAGGUGAGGACAUCUAAAGACAAUCUACAUAGACAUCCUGAUUUUCAGAAGAUCUUCUCGAUUCUUUUAUCGCGCCGCAUCUCUUCAAUUCAAGCUAUUCCGUUGGCGGUGGAUUUUUUGAAAUUGAAUUGAUUUAUGAGAACUCUCAAAGUAUUAUAAUCUAUGGUUUGAAUCAUCGAUCAAUCCGUGUUACCUUUGUUGGUGUUUUCGAACCUACGUGGCCUUCCACUUCCACAGAAACAUCUACAACUUCAAGACCACCAAUAACACCGCCAGCAAUUCCAAUGGCUAAACCGGUUAAAGAUUUUCAUGAUGCCUUGAUUCGGGCGGUCUACAAAAAAGAUCGAAAAAAUGUUCACGAUCUCUUGAUCACCUAUAACGUCACUGAUUUAAAUGAAAAAGUUGAUGGAAUCAUCUCGCAUGACUUGGAAUAUUCGCGAAUUCGACCAUAUUUGGAGGAUAAUUUUAUAAUUCUUCUAGAAUAUGCGGAUCAAUUGGUGAUUCGAAUUGAUGGAGGAUAUUUUGAUGGUGGAAUUCGGAUUAGGAAUAUUUAUGUGUUGCAGAAUCCGGUGACGCCUUCUACUGAAACAACAACAAGACCCCCUGAAUUACCAGUGAAGAAGUUCUAUGAGGAAUUGGUGGAAGCUGUGAGGGCAUCGGAUCGGAAGAGGAUUCGAGAAUUGCUUGGGAAGAACAUCACAACUAAUGUUGAAGGUGGUAGAGGUGGGUUAAGAUUUUUGGUUUGGGCUUGGGCCGAUUUGAGCCCAUGAUUUCGGGCUGGGUUAGGAGUUCGGGUUGAGCCUGAACAUAUUUUCGGGCUCGUCUGAAAUCGAACUGACCCGGCCCAAGAACAUAUUCGGCCUAAAAUCCAGGCCGGUUUGAAGUUUCCUUCAGAGAAAUCCAGACUUUGAUCUACAAUUUUCAUGUGACACGUCAUAACUAACUCUACCUUGAAAAUUGUUUUUCCAAUUUUUUUACCCAUAGAAGAUUCUGAAAUCCAAUUUUUCCAGAAAAUCUAAUCAAUAAAUUCAUCGGCAAACUUCAGAACAACAUUUAUGGAACCGAAGGACUUCCUAACCAGAUUCCUAACUUCGUAAUCAUUUUGCAAUACCAAAAUAAAGUCGAAAUCCAAAUUCGUGGAAACCAUCUUCAUCCAAGGCGUCAUUUACAAAUUCGUGUUAUUUCACCUCAAGAUCCACCAACAGAUCCAAAAGAAUUCUAUCAAAAAUUGAUAAUUGCUAUCAACAACCAGGAUAGAGAAGGAGUUAGGCAAACUUUGGGAAAAAAUUAUGUGACAAAUGUGAAAACUGAGGAGAAGUUGUUGGAGGAAUUGACAAAACCACUGGAAAGUUCCACAUUUAAUCAUGCUGGGAAUUACGUGAUCUCAUUGAUUUAUACAAGUGGAAAAACGAUUACAAUUACUGGGAUAAAGAUCAGAGAGGGUUAUGAAAUUUCGAUUGUUGAAUCUGAAACAGUGAGAACGACACUGCCUUCUGAAUCGACGACGAUGGCAUCAACUACACCAGGAAUUCCUGAAGAUCGUAGAGAGUUCUAUGAAUUGCUGGUGAAAGCGAUCAGGGAGAAGGAUGAAGAAUUGGUGAAGCGAUUGAUUGGGGAUUGUUAUGAGUCGAAUAUUUAUAAAAGUAUGUGCUCACAGAGAUCUACUAGGGCAUUGCUCAGGUUAUAGGCUCCGAAGCAUUGCUCAGCUUAUAGGGAAAAUUCCAAGCAUUUCUCAUGUUAUAAGGAAAGUUUCGGAUUUUUCCAGCAUUGCUUAGGUUAUAGGAGAAAUUCUUAAAUAUUCGGGUAUUGCUCAGAUUAUAGGUUCCGAAGCGUUUCCCAGCUUAUAGGGGAAAAUUCCGAAUUUUAUGGGCAUUGCUCAGGUUAUAGGAAAACUUCGAGCAUCACUCAGCUUAUAGGGAAACAUUUUGAAAUUUUCUAGCAUUGCUCAGGUAAUAUGUAGGUUCCGAAGCGUUUCCCAGCUUAUAGGGGAAAAUUCCGAAUUUUAUGAGCAUUGCUCAGGUUAUAGGGAAAAUUCCGAACUUUUAAAGAAUCGCUCAGGUUAUAGAGAAAAUUCCAAACAUUUAGAGAAUUUCUCAGAUUAUAGACACAAUUCUGGCAUUUUUUAGCAUUGCUCAGGUUAUAGGAAAAAUUCCGAACUUUUAAAGAAUUGCUCAGAUUAUAGAGAAAAUUCUGAAAAUUCGAAGCAUUGCUCAGGUUAUAGGGAAAAAAUUCUGCAAUUUUUUAGCAUUGCUCAGGCUAAAUAAAAUUUCCAGAUUUUUCGAGCAUUGCUCAAGUUAAAUAACUUUUUUUGCAGAGCUCGUUUUCAAGUACCUCCUCGAAAAUCUAAACACAAGCUUCACACUUUACCAAUCAGAAUCCAUUUUUGAAAUUCGUCUCGAAUACACAAAUGGUCAGAGAAUCGUUAUUCUACUCUUCCAAAAUUCUCGAUCAUCAAAAAUCCGCGUUGAAGAAAUUCGAGUUUUUCUUAAACCGGCUAAUGGAAGUAUAUUAUAUCAUAACUUGAUCAAAGCAAUCGAGAAUAAAGAUCAGGAAUGGAUUAUUUUCUUGUUGGGAGAUUAUAGAGCGGAAGUUGGGCAAGGCGAGAUUUCGAAAAUUCUUCUAAGUUCUGGAGGACAUUUGAACGGAAGUGAUUAUAUUUAUGUGAAUGAAAAUGAAUUCAAAUUCUAUUUUGAUCUACCAAACGGGCAGAGAAUCAUUUUCUAUGGAAGUCAAGGAGACCGUGAAGUUCACAUAAGUAAAAUUGAAAUUGUUAUUCGACAAGAUGUUGAAGAUUUGGAAGAUUUAACGAAAAUAGAGCGAACAUUUGAAGAAGCUGUCAGAUCUAAUGAUACAAAUGCGUUGAAUGUUUUGAUUGACGAGGAUUUUAAGAUGAUUUAUGAUCAAGAAGAAUCGCAAUCGAAUAAGCAACGGAUUAUUAGAGCACUUUUGGAGAAGACGUUGAGAAUUGAGGUGAGUUGGUCGAGCGUAGCUUCCGCUUUAGUGGCCACGUAAAUUGCUAUUAACACGUUAUAACAAUCCGCGUGGCCGCUAAAGCGGUAGAUAGUGCCGCUGACGCAGAAGAUUGCGGUCUACACUCGCGCAAAGCGCUCGAGCGUAGCGAGUGUAGACCGCAAGCUUCCGCUUUAGCGGCCACGUAGAUGGCCAUUAAAACGUCAUAGCAAUCCGGCCGCUAAAGCGGAAGAUAGUGCCGCUGACGCGGAAGCUUGCAGUCUACACUCGCGCAAAGCGCUCGAGCGUAGCGAGUGUAGACCGCAAGCUUCCGCUUUAGCGGCCACGUAGAUGGCCAUUAAAACGUCAUAGCAAUCCGGCCGCUAAAGCGGAAGAUAGUGCCGCUGACGCGGAAGCUUGCGGUUUACACUCGCGCAAAGCGCUCGAGAAUAUACACCCAGAUUUUUUCCAGGACAUCAAAUUCAACAAAAAACUCACCCGUGAUGCUCCAUACUAUGUAACAGUUCACGGUGUUUUGACGAAAAAAUGGGCAAUCUGGAAACUUCGAGGCAUCAUUCAACAAAGGAAAAUCAGCACAUGA